AAUUGUAUGAAUUAGACAGGAAUAGUCAAAUUACUAGAAAGACAUAUUUUUAAGGUUUAGUUAAAGCUCUGGUGGUCCUAAGCCUCUUGUAUUUUUACCACUACUAAUUUUCAUUCAAAAACCUACGCUUUCCUUUUUCUUUUCUAUCUUUAUCUUCUUCACAUCUUCUCAUCUUCUUUGCCCUUCUCUUCCUCUUACUCCUCUAACGUAAGGUCUCUUCCCUGGUCCGUCUUAUGUCUCUGCCUUUCUCUGGCUCUUUCUUCCUCUGUACAGUUGUAGCUUUCUUUGAAAGUUUCACACAUGUUCAUCUUUUAAAGUUAUAUUCUUAAUCUAAUUGUGACAUUCUGGAUCAAUAUUUGAGUUAAAUUUAUUUGAUAAUUAUUGCUGGGACCCCAUUAAUGUACAUUCAUGUGAAUUGUGUAAAUUAAAAAGUGUAUAAUCAGUGUUAAUCAAAAAGUGUGGUGUUGAAUAAUAACAAAAGAUCCGAAACAACUUUUUAUACACAUACACACACAAAGACACACCCGGAGUAUAAAGUUGAAAAAAUACAAGUGACAACCUAUUCAUAUUCAUAACGGAAAUUAAAUUUGAUUGAGAAAAUUUCACGACAAUAAUUGGACACACAAAUUGUUAACCCAAACUAAUGUUUUCUAGAGAAGCUGGUCAAACUCUCAGUCAUCAGGUUACUACAAAAAGGUUAUCCCUUUGCAUAAGUAGUAAACCUAUCUUACAAGGAUGAGACUCAAGUUGACCUUUGGGUAUUGUGUUGAAGCUGCUUUUCCGUUCAACUUAAAUCUUUGAUUUUUGUUCCUAGAAUUCAUCUUUACCGUGUUUAAUAACAUUUUAUCAUAUUGCCAUUAGAAAGGUGUAUUAUAAUCUAAAGGUAACUGAGUGAAUUUGACAUUUGUCAGUGCUUUCUAUGGAUUGAUUCAUCUCGGUUUUUGACUUGACAUUAACCUUGCCAGUUUACCAAAAAUAAUACUCUUUGGCUUACAUCUGCCCAACUGUAAUUUAUUUUUGGUUUCUCUGAUCCCGGUAUUAAUUUCAAAUUACUUUCAGUUUUCGAGAUAAGUGAUUCGACUGACUUUAAGUGAAAAAUUGUUGACUAACGUGAAUAUGUUAGCACUUGUGAAACUUUUUUGAGAGUUACCGAUAAAGUUUGCCUUACUCUCUUCGUCUGUCAUCAUCGUUAACAUAUUUUUUGUGUUCUUAUUGUAAAUAAUUUUUUCAAUCUUUAGCUUAUUGGAAUGAUCUCAGAUAAUUCUUGAAAUACACUAUUGAACAUUUGCCAUAUUUUGUUUAUUGAUACCAUGGCCCGAUUCAAGUCCAUUUCAAGAUUGAAGAGAGCGUUGAUGGGCAAGAAAAAUCGCAAAUCGGAUACUAUUGAUGGAGGCGAUGAAGAGAAAGAAAAAAUUGUCAAUGAAUUUCAACAUAAUUCAACGAUUGAUAUUGAUAACAUGGAUGAGAAUAAAUUUUAUAGUCAAGGUCCAAAUUUUACAAUAAAUCGACCAAUCAAUUCAUUGUUUCGCUCAUUUCGCCGUAAAAUUGAUGGUAGAAAGAGAAAGAAGCACACCGAGCCAGACAUUGACCCUCAAGUUGUUACCUCAAAAUUGUUUAUGGAUCAAAGCUCGUCAAAAAGCGACGAAUUCAAUGAUAAAUCAAUUACCAAGAUACCCGAAAAUCUUCUUGAUUUUAAUCCUGACAUUGAUUUAGAGAUUCCGUACGCAGAUGAAGGUGACUCUCAAGAUGGCGAUGUUGUUGAUAGUGUUUCAUCAAGUCCAAUUAAAAGACCUCCAUUUAAAUAUAAUUAUGAAACUCCACCACCUGAAGUAUCUCCUCCACCUCCACCGAUCUCAAGUAAUUCAAGUUUCUUGUUGAAAGAGAAUCUCUACAGAUUUAAAUCAGAUUUUGGUUAUGAACUGGUCAGGUUGGCUAAAUGUGGUUGGUAUUGGGGACCAAUUAGUCGCAGUGAAGCCGAUUACAGGUUAUCUAAUGCUGGGGAUGGUUCUUUUUUGGUGAGAGACUCUUCUGAUGAUCACCACCUUCUGAGCUUAAGUUUCCGAUCCAAUGGUCGAACAUAUCACACUCGAGUGGAACAUAACAAUGGGUUAUUUAGUUUCACCUCGCAACCAUCACUGCCAGCAGCAUAUCCUAGUGUUAUCACUCUUAUUGAAGAGUCAAUGAAAAAAUCCAAAGCGGGUAUAUUUUGUUAUUCUUGCGCUCGAUCUCCAAAUAAUCAGAAAGUACCCGUUCGACUUAUUAAACCAGUAUCGAGGUUUCAUUCUGUCCCAUCUUUACAAUUUUUGUGUCGAUUUGUAUUGAGACUUUGCAACUUGCCUAAACUGCCACUAACUCCUAGUAUAAGAUAUUUUUUGGAUCAAAGCCACUAUCAAUAAACAUAUUUGAACAACCUGA
This is a messenger RNA of Tetranychus urticae (two-spotted spider mite), 2415 nucleotides long. The record is from RefSeq and is a predicted model, not a curated record. Lineage: Eukaryota; Metazoa; Arthropoda; Arachnida; Trombidiformes; Tetranychidae.